AUGGUUAGGGAUGUCACUUUACCUAGCUUGAUAAGAGCCAAAAGAGGAUUCAAACACUUCCCCGCUGAAAAUGUCCUUGGAAGAAUUGAGGCUCACCAUAAUCAAUCGAAGAGAGUCAAGAUUAACCAAGAUAUAGCCGAGCUUCAAGAACAAGCGGCCAAGAACAAUGGGUUGGCACUUCAAGCUAAUUCAAAAGGCAAAGAAAAGGCAAACCAAUCCUCAAAGAAUGAAGGCACUAGUAAUGAUGAUGAUGAGCUUGAUGAUGAGCAAAUGGCCUUCUUUAUCAAGAACUUCACAAGAGUGUUGAAGAAAAGCAACUUUAGAAACUUUGACAAAAAUAAGAAGUAUGAGCUAAGAAGAAGAUCUAAUAGGCUGUGCUUUGGGUGUAACAAAGUUGGUCAUUUCAUUGCGGACUGUCCGGAAAAGAAGAAGAAAAACAAAGACACCAAAGAAAGCACAUCCAAGAAAGAUAGAUCAAGAUAUAAGAAGCAAGCCGGAGAAGCUCAUCUUGGUCAAGAAUGGGAUUCACAACAAGAAAGUGAGUCCGAGAAGGAGGAUAUUGCAACAAUGGCAUUCAAGGCAUCAUCUCCACUUCCUACAAGCUUAUUUGAAGAUCUUACUAACGAUGAGGAUGAAGAUCCUAUCAUGUGCUUCAUGGCUAAAAAUUCCAAGGUAACAUCUCCAAACUCAUCGGAUGAUGAAAUAGAUAAUGAAGUAGUAACUACCAAGUUAGUCAAGAAAUAUGGAAAAGGAGCCGCAACUAAGAUGAUGGAAUUAGUAAUGAAACUAGAUGAAGCGGAUGAGACUCUUGAAACAUAA
Molecule: messenger RNA, 819 nt
Organism: Panicum virgatum (switchgrass)
Lineage: Eukaryota; Viridiplantae; Streptophyta; Magnoliopsida; Poales; Poaceae
Product: helicase SWR1-like
Exons: 1
Coding region: 1-819 (272 amino acids)
Molecular function (GO): nucleic acid binding; zinc ion binding
Source: RefSeq, a predicted model, not a curated record